Molecule: messenger RNA, 3129 nt
Organism: Temnothorax curvispinosus
Lineage: Eukaryota; Metazoa; Arthropoda; Insecta; Hymenoptera; Formicidae
Exons: 3
Coding region: 1-3129 (1042 amino acids)
Molecular function (GO): RNA-DNA hybrid ribonuclease activity; nucleic acid binding
Source: RefSeq, a predicted model, not a curated record
AUGGAACACCAGGAGGAUCAACGAAUCACGGAAACCAUCGAGAGCAUUUUGUUGCUUCUUCAGAGGGUACCGGGAGCUCGGACUAAGCUGAUUCGCGCCCUGGCCCUGUCGGGGACGCAGGAUGGACAGGAAGGGGGUUUACUCCAGCAUUUAGAUAAUACACAAAGUUAUGAGGAAAUGAAAAAUAGAGAAUCUUUAAGCGGACAGAGAGACUCCAAUAUUGAUCUUCUGUUUGCUUCUGGCAGCGUUGCUGGCAACAUUGAUUAUCAACAAUUAGGAGAAUCUUAUGACAGCGAUCACGUCCCCAUCGGUUUCUUCGUGGAUAUCAAUACACGUAUUUAUAGAAAAUUGUCAAAUAAAACAUCUUCUAAGAAGACGGAUUGGUCACAAUAUCGGGAAAUUGUUGAGAAGGAGAUUGAUUGCUUACUGGUGCCUGCCCUGCCUAUGUUCAGAGAUGAUUUUGAAAGGUAUUAUCAGGAUUUUAUUGCUACCCUGAAGACGGCUGUUUUCCGGGCUUCUGGCAGACGCGGGGAUCCGGAUCGUUCUACCCCGAAUGACCCGCGGAAAAUAAAAAGAUCUCACAAGUGGAAUAAAUGGCAAACCAAGGAUAGAGAAUCGGAAAUCAGGAAGACUAUUGAUGGCCUGGCCCCACCAUAUGUGGGCACCAACCCGUUAGUUGAGCCGGAAUACUUGUGUACGGAUGAGGAGCUUGACGCGCCGUUUAUACGAUCAGAAUUGGAUAGAGCAAUUAGAAUGGUCAAGAGGGACUCUGCCCCUGGUAUGGAUGGUGUGGAGUAUCAAAUGCUCAGGCUUCUACCUGAAUCGGGUAGGGCUUGCCUUUUGGAAUUGUUCAAUAUUGUAUGGUCUACUGGUGUCCUUCCUACGGACUGGUCCUGCUACCAAGUAAUUUUUAUUGACAAAGCUGGUAAGGAGAAAGUGCGGCCAAUAUCGUUGUCAUCUUGUGUAGGAAAACUCAUGGAGCGGAUGAUUAAUGAAAGGUUGAUUUGGUGGACCGAGAAAGAAGGCAAAUUUAGUAUGUCUCAGAAUGGUUUUAGAAGGGGGAGGUCUUGCGCUGAUAAUUUGGCGAGAAUUACAUCGGAUAUCCGUGCUGCAUUGAGUGCGAGGGAGUACACCCUGGCUGCCUUCCUUGAUGUAUCAUCGGCAUAUGACAGUGUGGAGUUUCGUAUUAUGCUGGAUGGGCUGAUGGCGCUUGGCUGUCCUGUGGGCAUUGUCAAUUUCGUUCGAAAUUGGCUAUACCGAAGAAAAGUAAGAUUUAUUGUUAACUCCGGUGAACACAUAGAUCGCUUCGUAUUCAGGGGCCUCCCGCAAGGCGCCGUGCUUAGUCCGGCCUUGUAUUCGCUCUUUACUCGGACUCUCUAUGACGCUCUCCCGGAGGGUGUUGAGAUGGUGGAAUUCGCGGACGACAUUGGUAUGUACGUCUCGGGACAUGAUCGCCAGCGCAAUCGCCUUCUGCUGGAACAAGCAGUCAACAUCAUUGCUGUGACUUUGGGACGGAUCGGUCUGGACCUGGAACCUAAGAAGACUGUCCUGGUCGAAUUUAAUAGGAACGGGUAUGUGGACAAAAAUAUGACCAUCAACAUUCAAGGAUGCAGGGUAUGUAACAGUGACGGCGCCAAAUUUCUCGGCAUUUGGUUGGAUAAUAGUCUUAAAUUUAAUCGUCAAGUUCAGGAGGUCAGAGGAAAGGUCAAUCGAGCUAACUCCGUUAUGAGAUACUUGUGCAGGGUGGCUAAGGGCAUGGAGGUCAACACGGCACUCAUGCUCUAUAAAAGCUUGGUGAGAUCUAUUACUGAUUAUGGAAUCUUCGUCUAUUUCCCUAGGGACUCUGCAACCCAGAUUAGGUUGGAGAGAACACAAUAUAUGGGCAUCCGGACCGCGCUGGGUUACAGGAACAGCACUCCCAAUAACGUCUUGAUAGCUGAGGCUAAAGUGAUGCUACUUAGAGACAGAGCCAUCAUGUUGGGCAGUAACUUCGUGACCAGGGCUAUUGCUUAUAAUAAGAAUGGUCUGUGUGAUAAAUUGCAGCGUUUAUUGGAUCGAGAAAGCUAUUGUCGUUUCCGUCAGCCGACUUAUAAAUUCUCCAUGUUAGCAGAAAUCUGGAAGAAGCUAAGAUUUAGAACUAGCAUUGGAAGGAGUAGACAGUUUGAAAUCUUUCAGGGCCCUUAUAUGGCACAUACUUUUGAACCACGUGUGGAUUUAUUGACUGGUGAGUCGAGGAAACGCGAGCGGUACCCGGAUGAGUUACUUAUUCAUAAGAUCAUUGAAAGACACGAUGUAGAUACAGAUUUGGAGAUAAUCUACACAGAUGGCUCUUAUGAGGAAUCAUGUCGAUCAACUGGUGCCAGUAUGGUUAUCGAAGAUCAGGAUACUGCUUUUAAGAUGAGUCUUCCGGGAACGUGUUCGUCAUACACGGCUGAAGUGUUUGCUAUCAAAUCGGCUCUUCAACUUAUGAUCCAACAACAUCCACAUAGAAAGAGGAACAUCAUCAUUAUGUCUGAUUGUAAGUCGGCCCUGCAGGCCAUUCAAAACAAUCAUAUUAAUGUACAUAAAAAUAGAUAUGUCACGGAGGCCAGACGAUACAUAUAUGAUCUCGAGGCUAUUUUUGAUAAAAGAAUUAUAUUGGUCUGGAUCCCAGCACACGUGGGCAUCGCGGGUAAUGAACAGGCGGACGCUCUAGCAAGAGAGGCUGCUUCGGAGGAGGCUGAUCGGACGAUCGAGGUGCCGGUGGGCGACUUUAGGAGACAGGAUAGGAGGGAGGCAUGGAAUGCCAUACAGGUGUCGAUCGUCCGCGAUGCGGCGCACAAGGGAAUUUUUUACUUUGAUCACUUCUAUGAUGAUGGUGCCACUAAACCGUGGUUCCACAAAAUUAACGCGGAAAGAUAUUUUGUGACGUUGUUCAAUCGAUUGAGAGCGAAUCAUUUUAACUUGGGUUCUUCAUUGAAGAGAAAGGGAUAUGUAGAUAGCGAAAGAUGUGAUUGCGGAUACGAGAGAGAAGAUUUAUAUUAUGUGUUAUUAACAUGCCAUAAAUAUGAUGAUUAUAGAAUUGAGAUGGACAAAGAAUUGAGAGAUGCGAACUAUUUGGAGAAUAUUGGAUCUAAUGCGUAUUAUUAA